UAUGUGGAUGUCCUUUUAAAGGAGUUUGAGAAUUUUAACCAGAGACUGGGAGAUGUGUCGAAAAUAGUUCGGAUUCCUCUGCCUGUGUCCAAUGUCUUAUGGGAGCACUGCAUCCGUCUGGCCAACAGGACAUUAGUGGAGGGCUAUGCAAAUGUGAAGAAAUGCAGUAAUGAAGGACGUGCGCUGAUGCAGCUGGACUUCCAGCAGUUCCUGAUGAAGCUGGAGAAGCUCACCGACCUCAGACCAAUUCCAGACAAGGAGUUCGUAGAGACCUACAUCAAGGCAUACUACCUUACUGAGAAUGACAUGGAGCAGUUCAUCAAGAACCACAGGGAGUACUCUAUGAAGCAGCUGACUAACCUGGUCAACGUCUGCCUCGGGUCCCACAUCAACAAGAAAGCGCGACAGAAACUCCUCGCAGCUAUCGAUGACAUUGACCGUCCGAAAAGAUAAAUAAAUGUCACUGAACUACCCCACCAAACCCCACAGAACGGU
Sinocyclocheilus grahami is the source of this 495-nucleotide messenger RNA. Its product is annotated as syndetin-like. Lineage: Eukaryota; Metazoa; Chordata; Actinopteri; Cypriniformes; Cyprinidae. Gene Ontology annotation, cellular component: EARP complex. The transcript is spliced from 4 exons. Gene Ontology annotation, biological process: retrograde transport, endosome to Golgi; endocytic recycling. Gene Ontology annotation, molecular function: SNARE binding. The record is from RefSeq and is a predicted model, not a curated record. Bases 187 to 453 code for a protein of 88 amino acids.